Aspergillus heteromorphus CBS 117.55 is the source of this 1394-nucleotide messenger RNA. Its product is annotated as NAD(P)-binding protein. The coding region runs from base 144 to 1199 and encodes 351 amino acids. The record is from RefSeq and is a predicted model, not a curated record. The transcript is spliced from 2 exons. Lineage: Eukaryota; Fungi; Ascomycota; Eurotiomycetes; Eurotiales; Aspergillaceae.
CGACUUGACUAAUAUUACUACUAUACAACAACCAUGCCACGCUUCAACCAGCUAUAUAUACAACCCUCCACUACAGCCAUGUACCUCCAUCAACAACACCACUUCCACCCUCAUCCUUCUUCUUCUUCAUCACCACCGCUACAAUGACUACAAAUCUCCCCCCACUCGACACCCUCCUGGGCCCUAGCCCACCCCCCAACCUAUCCCAAAUGCGCUACCAACGCUGGGCCUACCUGAACCCGCCCAAAGACCCCCAGUUCCCCUUCACCCACAAGACCGUCCUCGUCACCGGCGCCAACACAGGCCUGGGCUUCGAAGCGGCGCUGAAAUUCGCACACCUCGGCUGCGCGCAGCUCAUUCUGGCCGUCCGCACGCCCGCGAAAGGCCGGGAAGCCAAGAACCGCAUCGUGCAAGCCACCAACUACCCGGAAGCACGCAUCACCAUUCUCCAGCUCGACCAGAACAGCUUCGCCUCCGUGCGCGCCUUCCCGCAAACCCUCUCCAGCACCCUCGGCUCCUCCACCCUCGACGUAGCGGUCCUGAACGCCGGAAUCGCCGCCCCCCGAUACGCCGUCAACAAAACCACAGGCUGGGAAUCCGCCCUGCAGGUGAACAUCAUCUCGACCGCGAUGCUCGCCAUCGCCCUGAUGCCACUCCUCAAGCGUCGAAUCGCCGAAAAAGGCGAACCCGCCCAACUCACCUUCACCGGCAGCGUGGGCCACAAGUACGUCAAACCGGAGCAAAUGCCCCCGCUGGACUCGGGCAAUCUAUUGCGAGUAAUCAACUCGGCGGAGUUCUUCAACGUCGAGAAGAACUACUGCGUCAUCAAGCUGCUGAAUAUGUAUGUCAUGAAGGGCCUGAUCGAUGAUUAUGUCCGAAGCGGCCCGGAUGGAAAGACCCCGGUGUUUGUGAAUGUCGUCUGUCCGGGGUUCUGUGUCACGGAUCUGGGGAGGGAGUUUCCGUGGCAUAUUGUUGCGAUCACCAAGGCUAUACAUUGGUAUUGUGGACGGACGGCGGAGCAGGGCGGACGCUCGUUGGUUAGUGCUACGCUGUUGGGAGGGGAGGGCCAUGGGAGGUUUUGGGUUAAUGAUGGGUUUCCGGAGCCGGCGGAAUUGCUUACGAGUCCGGAGGGAAAGAGGUUUCAGCUUAAGCUAUGGGGGGAGAUUCGGGAGGUUUGUGAGAAGGAAUUGGCUGCGUAGAGGGGCUUUGCUGAGGGAGGUGUCCCAUCUGGCUUCGAUGGGAGGUAGCUGUUGUUGUAUGGAUCAUGGUGGUGCUUUUAAGGGGAGGAUUGAUACCCUGUUGUAUUGUCAUGUUUGUUAGUAGGCCGACGCACUCCGUGGAUGGGUGCAGGGAUUCGGUUUGAAUGUUCAUGUUGUUAGAAGAAAUGAUAGAAU